AUGGUGCAUCGAGCUGAUCCGGAUUGGUGGAUCUAUGCUCCGACCUAUGCUCUCGGCGCUGUUCUUUGCCUUCUGCAAGCUCCGGGAAGUAUUAUUUGGCGCGCCGCAAGCGCCCUCGUUAUCCUCUUCGGAAGUGCGCUAAUUGCGUUCCUGAUCUGGACGAUGCAUCACGUCGCCGCCGCCGUCACAGACGAUCCCUUCGAUGAGGGCCGAAAUGUACUGUUGCUGGCCUGUGCAGUGGCCAUGACAAGUGGCGUACGCUUGCGCACCGCGCACUAUCAGCGUAGUGUUGCGUACGUGAGGACGGCGCUUCUGCUGUUGGCAAUGGUGGUGGCGGUAGCCGGGAUAGCCUAUUCGCUGUGUUUCUACACCAACGCUCUCCCUUACUGCUCCAUUCGAUUCUAA
Gongylonema pulchrum is the source of this 405-nucleotide messenger RNA. The record is from the annotation of a GenBank genome assembly. NCBI's taxonomy places the organism in Eukaryota, Metazoa, Nematoda, Chromadorea, Rhabditida, Gongylonematidae.